Naegleria lovaniensis is the source of this 2142-nucleotide messenger RNA. RefSeq lists its product as uncharacterized. NCBI's taxonomy places the organism in Eukaryota, Heterolobosea, Eutetramitea, Acrasida, Naegleriidae. The record is from RefSeq and is a predicted model, not a curated record. Gene Ontology annotation, cellular component: nucleus. The coding region runs from base 1 to 2142 and encodes 713 amino acids. The transcript has a single exon.
AUGAACACUAACAACAAUAGCAUGCUUCCUCCUCCUCCUUCUCUCUCCAAAGAUGAUAGCGUCCUCGGAAUGAACCGAACCGAACGACUCCGAAGACAACACCAACAAAUGCAACGUCCCAAUAUGCCAGUUACACCCACACUCCCAAAAACCUCUCACUUUCAAACCUCCUCUUCCUCUCAUUUGGAAAAUAGAAAUCCACAACAAUUAACUCCUCAAAUACAAGUCUCUCAAGUACACAACACACAACAAGGAACCUCCUUUACCAUUGAACUCGAUACAGCAGUACCGAAAAAGACUCUUCCUCCUCACUUGGCAGAACGUUUGAGUAAACGUACAAGUGUUCCUAAAACGGUUAAAGAUUCAGAGAUGGGUGGAAUGGAAGAUCAACAGAAUACUGCCAUGCAAACAACAACAUCUGCACCCACUACAACAAGAAAAUCCAUGAGUGCUGUUACUACGUCCAACGUUUCAUCCACCGCGAACUCUUCAAAAUCAACAAACAUUAUAGAAUUUCAGAAAAGAAAGAGUCUUGGAUUGAGGCAAACGAGUCUCUUCAACAAGGCGAAUGCAUCAUUGUCGGCCUCGAAUGGAGCCAUGACGACGAAUCAACAAGGUUCUACGACUCUGACGUAUACGACCUUUGAUAUGCCCUCGACCGCAUCAGCAACAGCCAAUCAUGGACUCACUCUCGAUGAUGACUUGGAAAUUGGAUUUGAAUCGAAUAGUAAUGGAUCUCCCUUACUUGCAAUGCCUAAUGCAAUGACUCAACAACCAACAUCCGUUGCAUCAACACAGCACGGCUCGUUUGGAAUGAUGGCACCACUUUCACAACAACAAGUGAAUCCUUCAUGUCAAUUCUCUCAAACCAAUAUGAACGCUUGUGUCACACAACCUUCUCAAAUGAAUUUUGGGUUUUCUUCUCAACACGAACCUCAACAACAAUUUGGUGGCUUCUCCUUUACUCAAUCACAACCAGUGGCUCCUUCUCAACAAGCAUCAUUUACUUUUGGUCAACAACAACAGCAAGAACAACCACAACAACAAACCUUUUCUGCAAACUCAAUGAAUGAAAGUGUCAACCUUGGCAAUUCUCAAAGUCAACAACAACAGCAAGAACAAGAGAAACUCAAACAACAACUAGCAAUGGAACAACAACGACUUUGCGAGCAACAACAACAACAACAAUUAAUGGAUCAACAACAAAUGUGGCAACAAGCACAAGAACCCUCCCAACAACAGCAACAGCAAAAUCCUCAACUAUAUCCCUCUGUAAGUCCUCCAAAUUUCUCUCCUCUUGUAAUGUCUGGCCAACUCUCUGAAGAAAGUCAAAGGUUGUAUUAUGAGAUGCAAAUGCAAAGAGCAGAGAUGGAAAGAGAGCGUCAGGCCCAUAUGGAAAUGAUAUUAAGAGAGAGAGCAGAGAUUGAGAUGACUCGAGAAGUACUCCAUCGACAACAAAUGGAGCUACAAGCAAAGAUGCAAGAAAUGGAACAAUUGAAACAAGGAAGUACCCAAAAGAAUGGACGUACUAUGUCUCCUGAUGAUGACGAACGUAAGAAGGAAGUUGAGUCAAGAAGAAAUGAAAAGAGACACAUUCAAAGAACAGAAAUUUUGAAGUCAAAACGUGAACUUAAUUUGUUAAAUGUUGACAAGCUGUCAAGAGCUUCCAGGGAAAAGCAAAGAGCAGAACGAGAGGAAGAAAAGAAGAGAGUGAAAUCAUUUUUACCUGCAAAUAUCUUCUCUCCUCCCAAACACAAACCAUCCUUUGAUAUCCUUAACAAAAGAGCAUCCAUGUAUAGUGCAGGAACCAGCAUGAGAAGUCCUCCUUCAUCCUCAUCUACCAGAGCCAUUGCCUCACGAGAAUCUAUUGCAAGAAUUUCACAACCAUCUUCCAACAGAAUGUCAUCAAGCGGGCCUUAUCUUGGUCAUGGGCUAACGAACAGAUUAGAAACUCCACAGAGUGCAACCAGCUCUGUUCGUUCCUUUGCAUCCAAGUCAAGCAGCAUUAGAAGUACUGAGGCGUCUCCUGGAAUUAGCAAGAGAAAGCAAGUCGUUUUGGAAAAAACAAGACGAAAAGCAGAAGAAUUUACUAGAAAGAAAUUAUCACAUCGUCAUAACGACAACACCCCAUGUCAACAUUAA